Molecule: messenger RNA, 1216 nt
Organism: Salpingoeca rosetta
Lineage: Eukaryota; Choanoflagellata; Craspedida; Salpingoecidae
Product: CMGC/MAPK/ERK1 protein kinase
Exons: 6
Coding region: 185-1216 (343 amino acids)
Biological process (GO): protein phosphorylation; intracellular signal transduction
Cellular component (GO): cytoplasm; nucleus
Molecular function (GO): MAP kinase activity; ATP binding
Source: RefSeq, a predicted model, not a curated record
CAAAAAUAAACACGCACAAUUCCGUGACCAACAGAGCACUGCACGACCAACCAACCGCCCACCACAACGGAAGGUAGCCAAAGCAAGCAAGCAAGCAAGGAUCAUCAAUACGUCACUUGUAGUUGGAACACAUUGUCGAUCAAACGAGCAAGCCGCAACAGACGACGAAAGCAGAGCAGCAAGCAUGUCGAUGGACACUGCAACCGAUGCCGCACAGCCGGCGGUGGCACCACUUGACGUGCAAGGACGCUCCUUCAACAUCACCCCUCGCUAUCAGGAGGGCCAGCUCGUUGGCGAAGGUGCAUAUGGCAUGGUGAUCUCUGCACUUGACACGAAGACGGGUCAGCGCGUGGCGGUGAAGAAGGUGACGCCGCUCACACACCAGACGUUUUGCCAGCGCACGCUGCGCGAGAUCAUCCUCCUCUCGCGGCUCAAGCACGACAACAUCGUCAACCUGAUGAACGUGAUUGCCGGCGACGAGCAGCCGCUGUCCGAGGUGUACCUUGUCCUCAACCUCAUGGAGACAGACCUGCACAAGCUGCUCAAGAGCCUCAACCGCCGUGGCGAGUGCCUCAGCCCCUCCCACACGUGCUUCUUCCUCUACCAGAUGUUCCUUGGCAUCAAGUACAUCCACAGCGCCAACGUCAUUCACAGGGACUUGAAGCCGGGCAACAUGCUGAUCAACGUGUCCAACUGUGACCUGAGGAUAUGCGACUUUGGUCUCGCGCGUGUGUACGACCCAACGUUCACCCAGAAGGGCGAGCUCACCGAAUACGUUGCGACGCGGUGGUACCGUGCGCCCGAGGUGAUGGUACGGCAGCGCGCCUACAGCAAGGCCAUGGACAUCUGGUCGCUCGGGUGCAUCCUGGCCGAGAUGCUCAGCAACCGCGCCAUCUUCCCUGGAAAGAACUACCUCGACCAGAUCAACAAGAUCCUUGACAUCAUCGGCAGUCCGGACGACGAGUCGCUCCGGGAGAUCCCCAACGAGCGGUCACGCGGGUACCUCAUGGCCCUGCCCCAGCGCGACAGGAAGGAUUUCACAGAGCUGUAUCCGCAGCAGCCGCCACACGUGCUUGAUCUCCUGCAGAAGCUGCUUGAGUUCUCCCCCUCGCGUCGCCCCACGGCCGAAGCCGCGCUCGACCACCCAUACUUUGAGGACUACCACGACCCCGCAGACGAGGUGCUGGUCGCUGCUCGAGCAUUCUGCAGCUUAUGA